Gossypium raimondii (Peruvian cotton) is the source of this 1740-nucleotide messenger RNA. Its product is annotated as probable folate-biopterin transporter 9, chloroplastic. NCBI's taxonomy places the organism in Eukaryota, Viridiplantae, Streptophyta, Magnoliopsida, Malvales, Malvaceae. Gene Ontology annotation, cellular component: membrane. The transcript has 2 exons. The record is from RefSeq and is a predicted model, not a curated record. Bases 78 to 1598 code for a protein of 506 amino acids.
UGAAUAUGUUUGAUCUUCUUCAUCCUCUGCAUAUCAAUAAAACUCAAGAAAAUUCCAUUUUUUAAUCUACAAAAACUAUGAUUUACCCAGUAAUUUCCACUAAAACUCCGAUAUUCUUGACCAAUCCCAAAACCCCAAGAAUCCAUGAAAGCUGCACAAAGUUAAGAUCAAUAUCCAGGUCUUCACAACAUCAAAAUCCUAUUCAAAAUGACAUAAAACCCAAAACCCAAUUCAUAAACCCUGUUCUAAUGACCAACACAAAAUCCCAUUAUGGUUUUCAGGCGAUGUUGUCUUUGUGUGGAUUGGGAUAUUGGGUUCAAGGUUUUAGGUGUUUCCCAUGGCUGGCUUUGAAUUUCCACAUGGCUCACAAUCUUAACUUCAAUCCUUCAACAUUGCAGCUUGUUCAAAACUCUGCUAAUUUUCCCAUGGUAGCCAAGCCUCUUUAUGGUAUCCUCUCAGAUGCUUUUUAUAUUGCAGGUCCUCAUAGAAUACCUUAUAUUUGCAUUGGAGUUCUUUUGCAGAUACUUUCAUGGGGGCAAUUAGCUUUGAUUCCAGUUACAGGUCAAACACUACCUUCUUUAAUGGCAUGUGUUCUUCUUAGUAACUUUGGAGCAUCCAUUGAAGAAGUUUCAAAGGAUGCUCUUGUGACAGAACAUGGUCAAAAACACAGAAUCAAAGGUCUUCAAUCUUAUUCUUUCAUGGCUUUAGCUGUUGGUGGGAUCCUAGGUAACUUCCUAGGUGGAUAUUUCUCACACAAACUACAACCUAGGACUAUGUUCCUCAUUUUUUCAGCUUUGUUAUCAUUUCAACUUGCAAUUUCUUCAUCAGAAUGUCUUGGUUUGUCCCACAGACAAACCCCAACAGGAAAAUCCAUUACAGACAACAUUAGAAAACACUUGUCUGGCCUUAUGAUUGCCAUAAGUGAAGACACCAUAUCCAAGCCAUUAACAUGGAUCCUAACAUCCAUUGCAAUGGUUCCUAUCCUGUCAGGUUCAACCUUUUCCUACCAAAUUCAAUGUCUAAACUUAGACCUUUCAGUGAUUGGAAUGUCAAAAGUAAUAGGCCAAUUGAUGCUUCUUUCGUUGACCCUAAUCUAUGAUAAUCAUUGGAAACAAAUCCCCACGAGAAAACUUGUUGGUGGCAUACAAUUUGUGUAUGCAUUUUCCCUUUUGCUUGACCUUAUUUUAGUGAGACAGAUCAAUGCGGGAAUUCAUAUAUCAAAUGAAGUGUUUACCCUUUGUUUCUCUGGUUUAGCUGAAACACUAGCACAGUUUAAGAUCCUUCCUUUUAUGGUGCUGUUGGCAACAUUGUGUCCUCAAGGUUGUGAAGGGUCUUUCACUUCGUUUGUAGCAUCGACGGUGUGUUUAUCGUCUCUUGUUGGUGGGUUUUGGGGUGUUGGAUUGGCUGCUUUGCUUGGGAUAAAAGGUGGGGAUUAUACGAGCUUGCCUGUUGGACUUUUGAUACAGUUUGUUGCAGCUUUGUUGCCUUUGGGAUGGAUUCAUCAAUUGCCUAUGUCUUGUCCUGCUGAGAAGGAAAUGAAGAAAUGUAUUGAUGAAACUCAAGGAUUUGAAAGAGUUGUUGGUUCAGUGAGAAUUUGAGGUUGUUACUCAGGUUCGGGUGUGAGCAUGGAAUGUUCAGAUAUGCAUCUAUUGGGUGAAGGUUGACCUCUUCUUGAGAAGUUUUCAAAAUUUGAUAUGUUCGGAGCUCACGAAUUUUUCAAUGGGUCAAUAUUGUCUUUAA